CGCGCACGCCCCGGAAGUGGUUGCCGGAGGCGCGGAGCACGCCGGGACGCUCACGGGUCCCCGGGGCAGCGCCCAGCGCUGUGGAAUUCGCCGGACCCGCACCCGGACCUUCCGGUCCGCUCGCCCGGCUCGCUGUGUGACGCCGAAAGUAGCCAAUGAGCAGAGAGCAUUCGUCCUGCACCGCCGCCCCCAGCCAGGGGAACCAAUCCUGUUGCAAGAGAGGCAGGACGCGCCAAGUCCCGAAAGAGGAGCCGGGGGCAAAAAGCGGUUGAGUCCAGUAAGGUAAGACUCUGCUGAGGGGGGAUUCCGAAGGCGGCGACAGCCUCAGUAGUUGCGCCGCGGCCGAAGGGGGCAAAAGCGACCGGAGGGACGCCCUGGAGACUGUUUAUAGCCCUGUCAGGACCGCGCGGGGAGGGGAGAAAGAGGCCGAGGCCGAAGGGCUCCUUGGAUGAUGGCACACUGAGAAGCAUGCCCUGAGCCCCGGCCUCCAUGGCAUCCCAUGACAAAGAUAUGGGGCCCUCACUGCCCUCUCCCUGGGCUGCCGUCCUUGAGGUUGUCAAGGAGCAGCUGCCGUCCUUUGACUCGGAUUCCUCCUUGUCGGACUGCGGGGAAGAGAAGCUGUUCAUCUUCCAGCGAAAUCAAGCUGCCCUGAUUCCAGACUUGGAGGAGGACCUGGCGGAAGACCCUGCCGGGGCCUGGGUCACUACAGCUGACGGGUUCCCUCCUGAGCCAGUUGUGCCUGUGGAAUUUGCUGCUGAACCCUGGAGGGAAUGGGAUGCAAGGACAAAGGAUUCAGCCUCUCUGGAAGGAAGGGGCCCUGGUCCGUCUUUGGAGAGCCCUGGUAAGAGCAGCUCUCUUCUUAGGAUGUCCGAGGAGACCCCCAGGUGGCAGGAAGGCGAACUUGGGGGCAUGUCCUUCAACACCAAGGGAUCCCAGAGUCCUGCCUGGGGGCUGCAGGGAGAAGCCACCCUCUCCCCCCAGGAAGGAGACCUGAAGACCCAGCUCCCAAGCACUGCCUCCCGAGCCCGUGAGGGCUCAGACUCCGCAGACCGCAGAGCCCUCCGCAGGGAGAGAAGGAAGAUGAUCGAAAGAGACAUUCUCCAUAAAGUCACCUGGGAUGCCCGGGGCCCAGCCUGCAGUGACCAAAGUCAAGUGAAGGUGACGCCCUGUGGAGCAGCAGCGUCAGGUCCGAGACCAGAAACGCCACCAGAGCAGCCCCUGGAAGGACCGCCACUGCUCUCCCUCCAGGAACUCGAAGAGAGGGAUCUGGAUCACAUCCUUCAGAAUCUGGCGGGACGAGAAGACGACCGGGGAGAUGGCCCACCUGGAGCCACGUGGUGGGCAGCUGACCGCCUGCAGGGCCGAGACCAGGCUGUGCCAAGUGCCCAGGACAGGCUCAUGGAACAGCUUGCCCUCCUGUGUGCCACGCAGUCCAGAGCUGCAGCCUCUGCCGGGAAGGUGCCUGCUGACACAACCCAGGACACCGAGCGGGAGGCUGCAAGCAGAUGUGCUUCCACAGAGCUGGGCUUCCAGGCUGAGCUGGGCCCGACACUGGCCAGGGGUAUGCGGCUAAGGAACCCAGCAGAGCCUCCCACCAUCUUCAUCGAUCUGCGGCCGAAGGAGCCAUCAGACCAGGAGUCGUCUGAAAGCUCCAGCUCCAGCUCUUCUGACAGCGAGGAGGAGGGGGAAGAGGACACAGCGGCUCUGAGAGACCAGCAGGGCCCCUGGGGGCUGAGGGACUGUACCGGGAAAAGUCAGCUUCUCCAGCAGCUCAGGGCAUUUCAGAAGGGGACCACUCAGCCCAAGUUGCUUGCCAGCAAGGGUCCCAGCGGCCAGAAGGCUCAGGCCCCUGAAGAUUCUGCCGGAUCCGGAACUGGGAGGAAGCAACACGUAACACUCCAGGCUGAGAGGCAGAGCACCCAGGCCAGACCCCCAGGAGGAAGUCCCAGGGCCCUGGGGGACCCUCCUGGGCCAGGGACAGCCAGGGAGACCCUGGUGCCUCCUCUAGGCCAACUGUAGAUGCCUCUGGUAAUGGAGGAGGAGGUUAUCAGGAUGAUGUGACAUUUCCUCGACAUGCCUAGGCCCUGGGGGUCC
Ceratotherium simum simum (southern white rhinoceros) is the source of this 2094-nucleotide messenger RNA. It is a transcript of the gene DNAAF8, whose product is annotated as dynein axonemal assembly factor 8. Gene Ontology annotation, cellular component: dynein axonemal particle. The record is from RefSeq and is a predicted model, not a curated record. Gene Ontology annotation, molecular function: dynein complex binding. Lineage: Eukaryota; Metazoa; Chordata; Mammalia; Perissodactyla; Rhinocerotidae.